Molecule: messenger RNA, 1830 nt
Organism: Zingiber officinale
Lineage: Eukaryota; Viridiplantae; Streptophyta; Magnoliopsida; Zingiberales; Zingiberaceae
Product: pyruvate kinase, cytosolic isozyme-like
Exons: 3
Coding region: 157-1653 (498 amino acids)
Biological process (GO): glycolytic process
Cellular component (GO): cytoplasm
Molecular function (GO): potassium ion binding; magnesium ion binding; pyruvate kinase activity
Source: RefSeq, a predicted model, not a curated record
UCUUGGUUCCUUCCCCAUCGUCGUCUUCUCCUUCGCUCGCCAUUUCCGUGCCGAUCCCUCCUCCUUUAUCUCUUCCGAUCCGAUCCCUUUGCUUCUCCUCCUCCUCCUCCUCCUCCUCGUCCGUCGUAGUUUCCGAUCUCGGGAUCUUCUUCGGAAAUGAUGGAAGCGCAGAGGAGGCCGAAGACCAAGAUUGUGUGCACCCUGGGCCCGGCCUCGAGGUCCGUGGAGAUGGUCGAGAAACUCUUGAUGGCGGGGAUGAAUGUAGCCAGGUUCAACUUCUCUCACGAAUCCCACGAGUACCACCAAGAAACCCUAAACAAUGUCCGCACCGCGAUGGAGAAUACGGGAAUCCUCUGCGCCGUCAUGCUCGACACAAAGGGUCCAGAGAUACGAACUGGAUUUUUGAAAGAUGGCAAGCCUAUCCAUCUAACACAGGGUAAAGAAAUCACUAUAACUACAGAUUACAGCAUAAAGGGAGAUGAGAACAUGAUAUCUAUGAGCUACAAAAAGCUAGCAGUGGAUUUGAAGCCAAACAGUGUCAUUUUGUGUGCUGAUGGAACUAUCACUCUUACAGUACUUUCUUGUGAUAAGGAUGCAGGACUUGUUUGCUGCCGCUGUGAGAACUCUGCAAUCCUCGGUGAGAGGAAAAAUGUUAAUCUUCCAGGAGUUGUGGUUGAUCUUCCUACUCUGACUGAGAAGGAUAAGGAAGAUAUCCUCAAAUGGGGUGUUCCAAACAAAAUUGAUAUGAUUGCUCUGUCUUUUGUACGGAAAGGUUCUGAUCUUGUAGAGGUCAGAAAAGUUCUUGGUGAACAUGCCAAGUCAAUUAUGCUAAUGUCCAAGGUUGAGAAUCAAGAAGGGGUGGCCAACUUUGACGACAUUCUUGCAAAUUCAGAUGCUUUCAUGGUUGCACGUGGUGAUCUGGGUAUGGAAAUUCCUAUUGAAAAAAUAUUCUAUGCUCAGAAGGUGAUGAUUUUCAAGUGCAAUAUACAAGGAAAACCUGUUGUAACUGCGACUCAGAUGUUGGAGUCUAUGACCAAAUCACCACGACCAACUCGAGCAGAAGCAACUGAUGUCGCUAAUGCUGUUCUAGAUGGCACCGACUGUGUGAUGCUGAGUGGUGAAACAGCUGCAGGUGCUUAUCCAGAGGUAGCGGUUCAAACCAUGGCUAAGAUUUGCUUGGAAGCAGAAUCUUAUUUGGACUAUGGUGCUGUUUUUAAAGAAAUUAUGGCUGCCGCACCAAUGCCUAUGAGCCCGUUGGAGAGUCUUGCAUCAUCAGCUGUUAGAACUGCCAACUCUGCUAAGGCAUCGCUCAUUUUGGUCCUGACCAGAGGUGGAAGCACAGCAAAACUAGUAGCAAAAUACAGGCCUGCAAUGCCAAUUCUGUCUGUAGUGGUUCCAGAAUUGAGGACAGACUCCUUCGAGUGGUUCUGCAGUGAUGAAGCUCCGGCAAGGCACAGCCUUAUAUUUAGAGGAUUGAUCCCAGUGUUGAGCUGUGCAUCUGCAAAGUCUUCGGACAGUGAGUCCACUGAUGAAGCGAUUGAAUUUGCUCUUGAGCAUGCUAAAGCUACAGGGUUAUGCAAACCUGGAGAAUCCAUUGUGGCUCUUCACCGUGUUGGAGUUGCAUCGGUGAUCAAGAUCAUGACUGUUAAAUGAUUUUUUGACAAUCACCUUGAUGUUUCUCUCAUUUAGACAAUUUUUACCCUACAUAGUCCUUUGUUUGAGGCAAUUUUGCAUACUAAUACCGUAGUCCCUGUUUUAGUUGCAAUUUUGUUUUUUCCUUAUAAAGGCUUGCUUACUAUAUAAUAAAAUAAUUGGUUGAUUAAAUUUUGA